This is a messenger RNA of Pogona vitticeps (central bearded dragon), 959 nucleotides long. Its product is annotated as chymotrypsin-like elastase family member 2A. The record is from RefSeq and is a predicted model, not a curated record. Lineage: Eukaryota; Metazoa; Chordata; Lepidosauria; Squamata; Agamidae. Gene Ontology annotation, biological process: proteolysis. Gene Ontology annotation, molecular function: serine-type endopeptidase activity.
AAUCCCCUCGGCCAUGAUCGGGAUCCUCUGUGUCGUGCUGGCGUUGGCCUCCGAGGCCUUGGCUUGUGGGAAUCCCGCCUACAAGCCCAACGUAUCCAGAGUCGUCGGAGGGGAGAACGCGAGAAAAAACAGCUGGCCCUGGCAGGCCUCCCUCCAGUACCUGUCCAGUGGGAAAUGGCGCCACACCUGCGGUGGAUUCCUCAUCACAAAGGACUGGGUCAUGACAGCAGCUCACUGCAUCAGUUCAUCCCGAACCUAUCGUGUCUACCUUGGAAAAUACAACCUCGCGGCCACCGAAUCCGGAUCAGUUGCUGUUUCCCCGAAAAAGAUCAUUGUUCACCCCAAAUGGGACUCCAGCAAAGUUUCGAACGGGAAUGACAUCGCCCUGAUCAAGCUGGCAGAAUCCGUCCCCCUGAGCGACCAGGUCCAGCCAGCGUGCCUCCCGAAGGCAAACAGCAUCCUGCCCGGCAAUUCCGUUUGUUACGUGACUGGGUGGGGCCGUCUCAUAACGAACGGGCCCUCGCCGGACCUCCUGCAGCAGGGGCGGCUCCUGGUGGUGGACCAUGCCACCUGCUCCAGCCCCAGCUGGUGGGGCAGCACCGUCAAGGCCACCAUGGUCUGCGCGGGUGGCGAUGGCGUGAUCUCCAGCUGCAACGGUGACUCCGGCGGUCCCCUCAACUGCCAGGCCUCCAGCGGGACGUGGGAGGUGCACGGCAUCGUCAGCUUCGGCUCUUCCCUCGGCUGCAACUACUACCGCAAGCCCUCCGUGUUCACCCGGGUCUCCGCUUUCAACAGCUGGAUCGAUGAGGUGAUGGCCUCCAAUUAGCCCCAGGAGCGCCGGGACAGACGCACGACCUGCCAGGGAUGAGAUCUGAGGGUUCCAAGCGUUUGCGGAAUAAAACCGAUCGUGAACAUAAAGCAACUGAUGGUCUCCGGUCUUGAGACUAACGUUGGGGGCU